GAAUUUCCCAGCAGGCAGUACAAACAGUUCACAUAAACAAAUACUAAGUCAAAAUUAUAUUGCUAGCGAGUAUAUAGUUUAGAAAUUAGGCAAAAUGCCGCCAAAGCGCAAGUCGAAGCCUAAAAAGGAGGAUCCCAAUAAGCUAACGCAAGUGGAUCGCACCUUUUACGAGCUGACAAUAACGGAUUUGAAUCAAAAGCUAUCACGCCUACGUGCCCAUUUGGCCAGCUUGGAUGAGUCAAAUGUGGUGCUGACUACAAAAUUGCAGGAGGUGGAUCAUGAUCGCACGGAUGUGGCAGCGCACCUGGAGCGCACGCUGGGUGAGCGCAAUAAUACCAUAACAGAGCUAGAGGAUCGCCUGGUAGAGAUAUCCAAGGUGCGCGAUGAGGAGAAUCGCGAGGCGCAAGAGAAGAUUGCAGAUCUAGAAGGCAAAUAUAAAGCCAUGCACGAUCAGCUGACAUCUGAGAUAAAGCUGCUCAAUGGCAAGCUCAAUUCGCUGGAUGAGUUUCGCAUACAGCGCGAUAUGCUGCUGGCCAAGUUUGAUGACCAGGAAAUGGAUAGCAAGGAGAAAGAAAAGGAGCAUAAGGAAGCGCUUUACAACAUGGAGCAGGCAGCAGUUGUGGAGAAGGAUGCGCUCAAGAAAGAAGUCGAGGCCAAGCUGCUGCAAGUCUCCGAGGACUUUACGCGCUCCAGCGAGAUACGCAACGCUGGCUACACGCGUCGGCUCAUACGCGAGAAUAUAGCGCUGCAGAAGGAGAUUGAUCUGCUGGUGAUGUCGCAGAUCAAGCUGCAGCUACAGUACAACAACCAGAAGGAGAAACACAAGGAGAUUAUGGAGCAGUAUAAUGCGCUGGACGAAAUCAAAAACGAGCUGGUGCGCAACUCCAUCAAUAAGAUCAAGAUCAUCGAGGGGCUGACCAACAACUACGAGAAGCUCAAGACCAAGUAUAUCGAGGCACUGCAAUAUAAACGCGCCUAUGAGGAACAGUGUGGCGUGGAAGAGUUCGAGGAUGUCAAGAAGAAGGAUGCUGCGGGCAAAAUACGCUCGCUCUGCCGACGCAUUGAGAAUAUGAUGCUGGAGACGCGACGCCUGGAGGGCAUGCAUGAGCUGCACGAGGGUGAAAUACUGCGCCUGCGUGGCAUCAUACAAGAGAUCAAGGUCACUGUGCGAGACGCCAUUGUGGCGCAGCAGAGUAUGAAACUGUUCCCGGAGCGACUGGAGGAGGCUCAAGUGGAUGGGCCUGCAGUUAUACAGGAGGUGCGCGAUGAGGCCAUUUCCAUGGCUAAAAUGGCACGCACUGAUCUGCUGUCGCAGCUGAUGAACAUCGUCAGCUCGCACUCAGCUGAGCUGCCCAAGACGCCGUCCAUGGAGACCAUUGGCACAGUUACCUCCUCGCUGUACACGCCUGGCAAAAUGGGCUUCAUGCAGCACAAGCCCAGGGCCAAUGUCUGUGAUAUAUUCCAAACUGAGGUGGUCGAUCAGCUGUCCCAGCUUAAGAUGACGCUGCCUGACUGUCUGCUGAAGGGUCAAGUCAAGGCUGAAGCAGAUCAGCGCGUCGAUGAUCAUAUUUCCAUAAUUGAUGUGGAAUUUGGCACUACCUUGUACGUGUCCAGCUCACGCGAAGAUGACAUCAUCGAGGUAGAGGAGGAGCCACUCGAAGAACCCGAAGGCUCCAGCAGCUCUGUGUCCGUUAAGAAAGUUAGCAGCGAAGGCAGCGUAGCACCACCAGCAACACUGCCGCUGGCUAAGCCUGUCGUUGAGGAAACCAAGGAGGCCAAGGAGGCGGAGGGCAGGUCCUUGCAGAGCUUAACAGACAUGGGAACAGAGAUGACAGGCGAGAUUGAAAUGGAGGAUGAAGAGGAUGAGUUUGAGAUUAAUUUGUUCUAUUAAAACAAUGCAAAAUGUAUAUAUUUGUUAAAAAGUAUAGCUGUAAAUUAGCUUAAAUAAAUUAUGAAU
This is a messenger RNA of Drosophila busckii, 1957 nucleotides long. RefSeq names its product cilia- and flagella-associated protein 157. NCBI's taxonomy places the organism in Eukaryota, Metazoa, Arthropoda, Insecta, Diptera, Drosophilidae. The record is from RefSeq and is a predicted model, not a curated record. Gene Ontology annotation, molecular function: microtubule binding. Gene Ontology annotation, cellular component: ciliary basal body; cilium. The coding region runs from base 95 to 1891 and encodes 598 amino acids. The transcript has a single exon.